Messenger RNA from Cladocopium goreaui, 2347 nucleotides. Lineage: Eukaryota; Dinophyceae; Suessiales; Symbiodiniaceae. The record is from the annotation of a GenBank genome assembly.
ACCGAUGCGUGUGAGAGCACUCUGCAAAAGAUGUCGUCGUUUCCUCAACGCGACACCUGUCGCACGCUCGCUGGGGACGCUGACGCCAGUCCAGACUGGAGCAGCACCACGCCGGGAUGCACAACAGCAACGGUUGAAGAAGCGGACUUUGCAAAUUGGCGAUUUCGGAAAGCAGCAGCAGUGGGAGAUGGCCCUUGGAGUGAUGCGCAGGAUGCGUCAAGAGCUCCUACAGCCCAGCAUUUUCACAUUUAGCGCUUUGGCCACGGCCUGCUCAAGGGGGAAUCAAUGGGAACCACCUCUGCAGCUGCUCUCAGAAAUGCAACGAGAGAUAGUUCAUCCAGAUGCCCAUUUCUUCAGCACCCUUAUCUCCGCUUGUGCCAUGGGUCAGGAAUGGGAGCGAUCCUUGAAACUCUUCGAAGAACUCCAGGAGUACAGGCUUCAACCGAACCUGGUCACAUACAAUGCUACCAUGAAUGCUUGCUCCAAAGGAUGGCAGUGGCAAGGUGUCUUGUCGCUCUUUAGCGACUUGCUUGUUUCAAACACUCGGCCCGAUGGCAUGAGCUUCGCAACUUGUAUCACUGCCAAUGGUAAUGCCUCCUUUUGGGAGCGUUCCUUGGAACUUUUUCAUGAGAUGCAAAGGAAACUGAGAGCCGAUGUGGUGAGUUUCAGCUCGAUCAUCAAUGCCUGCGGCGUGGGCAGUGCAUGGCAGAUGUCCCUGAAGUUCCUGGCCCAUUUGAGGGUCUAUGACCUUCGGCCCAACGUGGCAACCUAUGGGGCGGCCAUCGCUGCUGUGGAGCGUGGAAGCCAAUGGUCACAGGCCCUGGCCCUUCUGAAGCAGAUGGAACGGGAUCAAUGUCAUCCCAACACCAUCAGCCUUGGCGCAUCACUGGUGGCGUUGCAGAGAGGACUUCGAUGGCAACACGCGAUGAAUUUGAUGCAUUACUAUGGACUUGAGGACGAAACUUCAAAGGACUUGCAAAGUUCUCCGAGAGCGCAGAAGAGCUGUGUUCCUCGGGAUAACGAGUCUGUGAAGGACCCAUCCAGAGAUGCGUUGCCAGGACGGGAAGGAAAUGAUUGGAACGCAAAACGGAUGAAAGCAAAGUUGUUGAACAGCACAGCUGCAAUCAAGGCACAUCUUGACAUGUCAGAUUGGGCAAAUGCCCUGAGACUUUUUUCGGAGAUGCGGGACAGCGCCGUCCCGCCAGAUGGUAUCGCCUAUUCGCUGGCGAUCAGAGCCAGUGGCUUGGGUGCUCAAUGCGAUCGGCUUGUGGUUUUUUCUCAUGAAAUAUUGAGGCAGAACAUUCCAAUCGACAUGGCUUCCUUAGUGGAAGCCACUAGUGCCUGCAAAGAGCAGGAGCAAUUGUUUGCAAUCGCACGACAAAUAAUCCGAGAGAAAGAUGCACGCUUGGUGUCAGGCCGCGAAGCUUCGGAGGAGCCUCGGAUUCUUCGAAAAAGAGUGGACUGCAUUAUACCGGUGCAUGAAAAGGACUUCGAGAGCCUCGGCCAUAGUGUGAAAUCUCUGCGACGCUUCUCUUCGGAGGUCAGACGAAUUGUUGUCAUCAGUCGAUCAGACCCGGGCUUGACAGACUGUGACGUGGAGUGGCUGGAUGAGGCCUCUGAACUCUGGCCGUUCCAAGUUUCAGAGUUGCAGCAUUGUGGCUGUGGGCCUGGAUGGUUGCUUCAGCAGCUCUUGAAGCUAUAUGCUCCCUUGCUGGUAGAUGGUCUCACUGACCAUGUCUUGGUGUGCGACGCUGAUGUGGUUUGGCUCCAGCCAGUUGAGUUUCUGUCAUCCACAGGCGCCUUCCUCUGCACCUUUGACACGGACAGUUGUCCACCGAUCCGAAGUGCAGUCGAUUUGCAUCGUUACGAUAGCUUUGUUCCCAGCAUGCUUCCGGGCCUGGAAAAAGCCAGGCCCGGCAAAGAGACGGCAGUUUGCCAUCACAUGGUGUUUCAGCAAGCCAUCCUCAAGCAGCUCAUGUCAGAGGUUGAAUCUUCUUGGCAGUGUCCCUUCUGGAAAGCUUUCGCAGCAGCUGCCCAGCAGUUGAAUGGCCGAGCAUCGGAGUAUGAACUCUAUGGCGCGUAUGCUCGCAGUCGUUUUGCUUCGCAGGUGACCGUGCGACCCUUGCCCUUCGCCGUGGUUGCAGACAUUGAGGCCGCCAUCAACAGGACGAAGCCAUGCAUUUUUGCUGUGGCACAUUCGCAUCUGCGUGGUUUGCCAGCCGAGGAGUUGCAAGAUCGCGAAGGCAUCAUCAAUGGCAACACAGAAGCAGAGAACCUGCGCUGUAUUCUGCAGAAGCAACCUAAAGAACUUCGAGAGCUCUUGUUGGCAAGUGGCAUGAUGGAAUGA